AUGUCUUACCCAAAUUGUUUAUACACCCUAUUGAAACACGAUGAGUCAAGUACAUAUAUAGCAUGGGAAAGGUUAAUAGCUUUAAAACCUUAUAUUGAUAUUGUUAUUUCAUCUUUAAAUGUAAAUAAAGAUAAUAAUGCUAAAGAGGAUGCGAAAAGGUUAAACAAAAUUAACCUUACUAAUAAUGAAUGGGAUAUUAUAAGGGAUUUACUUGAAAUUUUGGGUCCUCUUGCCCAAUUAACAGAAAUAUUAGAAGAUUUGGAGACAAAUGAUGAUGCGUUUGAAAAUCAUCAAUUUGAAGAAGUUGAUGAAGAUGAUGAACCUGAUGCCAGUCCUACUAAUACUUUCGGACUUUUGGAUAAUAUUAAAUCAAACCUUUAUAAAGCACUUGAAAAUUAUUUUGAGGUAAUUGAAAAAGAGGCACUUAUUGCUGCACUUUUGGAUCCACAUAAGAAAAAAACUAUGUUUGCAAGCAAUGAUCAAAAGGAAUUAGCAAAAGCUAAUCUUCAUGAAGUUUAUGAAUUAGCAAAGAAUGACACUAACAUUCACUUAGAGGAAUGUGAGCCAAAACCAAAAAAAAGAAAAACUUCAACACGAGUUUAUAAAAGACGCUUGUUCUCAGAUGAUGAAUCUCAUGAUCUUCAGACUGAAGAUAAUGAAGUUUGA
This is a messenger RNA of Rhizophagus irregularis DAOM 181602=DAOM 197198, 666 nucleotides long. NCBI's taxonomy places the organism in Eukaryota, Fungi, Glomeromycota, Glomeromycetes, Glomerales, Glomeraceae. The record is from RefSeq and is a predicted model, not a curated record.